AUGACUACAUUGGAACUCAAUUCCGCCCAAGAGCUUAUUUUCGGCGGUAUUCCUGAGUCUGCCAAUACCCCUAACGAGUUCUUCUUGGCUCAGCAGCAGAAGCUGGACCAGCUCGAUGCUCUUUCCCCUCUGCCGUAUGAACUGCUGGACAAAAUAAUUGGAUAUGUUUAUUAUAACGACACCGACAAAAUUUACUCUUUGAAUGCUAACACCAAGGACUUUUGCCGGUCGAUCAGUUUGGUGAACAGUGCCUUCUAUCUGCUCAGUCUCAAAUAUGUGUUCAGAUACGCAAACUUUACCAGAUCCAUUUUUUUUGACCGAUUUCUCAGAAAUUUGCAAAAGAACAAUAUUCUCGGAAGCUAUGUAAAAUUUCUGGAUUUCUCGGAGUUCACCUCAGUUGGACUGGGGAGAACAGGUCAGAUGAUGCAAGAGAUCCAAAUGGUAACACACAAAACCAUUCUCCAGUGUCUGGAGCUGACUCCGAACCUCACAGAGUUUCUUGCCAGUGAGAGCAUUGAGGGCGAUAUCGAUGGCAUGGUAGUUGAUCACCUUUUCAACAAACUACCAAAACUGGAAGCUGUGGAUUUCUGCGGCUCUAGUGGUAUCGGCUUUUCUCAAAGCUUUGCGAACCUGCACAUAUUCCCCAACUCCAACGUCAAAAACCUCUCCUUCCACGAAUGUACAGACCUCACGAACGAAGCAUUUACCAGCAUUUUACGCAACCUCACUGCAUUGGAGCGGCUAGAUCUCAGCCACACGCAAGUCACCAUCCAGACCCUCAACGAGAGUCUCCAGGAGUCCGCACGGCUCACCCAUUUAUCGAUUGCACGUUGCUCCCGUCUUGGAGCCGCUCGACACCUGAUCGAGUUUCUCACCAAACAUCCAGCAGUCAACAACGACUCUCUGCUCUGGCUCAACUUGCAGGUCGACACAAACAUUGCAUCUCCGUUUAACACCAACACACUGACGUUUUUGCUUGGAAAUAUGAACGCUUCAAAUCUCCGUUACCUUAAUUUGGCCGGCGUCGACGUCGAGCCCAAACAUUUAAUGCUCAUUGCCGAGAGAUUUCCCGCGCUUGAAAGUCUCGUGAUCGCUCAUUCGCAACUCUCUAUCGAUGAUUUACUACUAGUUCUGUCAAGCUUGCACAACCUCAAAUUUAUUGAUCUCACAGGAAACAAAAAUAUCACCAGAUGGUCUUUGGACAAUAACCAGCUGCUGACAUGCUGCCCAACAUUACAAGCGAUUGAGGUGGACUACAAAGUAGUUGACUUGCUUGACGAUACCACCGGUAAGCUCAGAGUUUACAACAACGGUGCUCUUGAGAUCUGGAAAACCUACAAUGAUAACGGAAAAGGCAGACGAGCUUGGGUAUUCAAGCUCAAUGAGCUGCAGCUUAAGAAAGAGCUGAAUGGCCAAUCUUUGAACUUCAAUAAUAACCUGGUGUAUUUUGACAUCAACACAGGUAGAAAGAUUAUGCAAAAGAUUGAGCGUCCGGCUUUUUUGAAAUACGCUUCGAGGAAAAUCAACUGCUCCAAGGGUCUGUUUCAAAACGAUGAGUUGGCAUUUCCAGGCGAGUUCACCGAACGUGGCAUAUAUAAGUACUAUUCUUUGAAUAAAAGGCCUCAGUUUUCUCGUCAUGAUCUCGACAGCGAGGACGAAGAUGCAUACUCGAGCGAAGUCUCUAAUGACUCUUUGUCAUCGCUGUCGUUUGGAGCUCUGUCUGCUGCGCAGAAGAAACUAGAUGAAGAAGAUAGGAACUCGGAAGCAGAAUCAGACUCGGAUGGCGGGUUUUUUGAAGAGCCAAGCAAAAAGAACCACCCUCAGAAAAAGAAGAAAAACAAACAUGCUCCUAGCGAGACGUCUGCAAAAAAGCCGGUUCCGAAGGUGCGAGAAAUCCCCGGGUUGCUUGAUGGCACAAAGUACGCAAAGACAAAAUAUCAUGACAUACGAUUCGAUUCUGCAUUUGGAAAAGUAAACGAGAGCGAGGUUCGGCGAAAUUACAAGUUUUUGGAUGAGUAUCGACAAAAGGAGCUGGAGCAAGUUCAGAGUGUUUUGAAAGAUCCGAAAAAGCGCAACAAACUGAGCGAAAAAGAGUUGCAGGAUCUUGAUUACAUCGCAAAGAGCACCAAGUCACGUUUAGAUGCUCUCAAGAACAAAGAUCUGGAGCGUUGCAAGAUUCCAGAACAUGAAGAGCAAGCAGCGCGAGAAGGUGAUGGAGAGAAAGCGUAAACGGAGGCUUGGAAAGGAGAUGCGGCAGUUCGAACAAAACUACGGUGACGCAAGAAGAUAAAUAUUCCUUAGAUGUAUUUAAUUUUUAUUAGUGUUCCAAGAUGGUCAAAUUGCCGGUGACGACAACGUUUUCCAGAAUGGAGCCGUUAGGAAUGUCGAUUCUUUGACCAUCCGAACAGACAAUGAUCACAGUACCCUUAAGCUGGAUACCUCUGCCGAAGUAAACGUUACCAGUGACAGUCAAAUGGUCGAGUUCAAGAAUUCUUGGCAUGUGAGGGAUACGUUGCUGGAAGUUGGAGACUUUCUUGAAGUGCGAUCCCAGCUUGAUCAGCGGAGCACCGCCAAACCUAGCACUAUCGAGUUUCAAAGCACCGUGUUGCAAGUUGAACAAAUCACUCUUGACAAGCAUCAGGUCGGAACAGGUCUUGACUGGCAAGAACCUGGACCUUGGAACAACCACACCAUGAGCACCUUUAAAGUGUCUGAUGGCAGCACCAACAGCGGUUUCUAAUUGCAGCACCUGCAUCUCAGAGUUUCCGACGCUGAUAGACUUGCUGUUUGGAAUGAUCUCCAUUUCGAGGGCGUUGGCUUCCACCAGACGCUUGAUAGCACGCAAGUUGAUCCACAGGUUGUUGGUAUUGAAGUUGGUGAACUUCUUGAUGGACUUGAAGUCCUCGACAUGGUCUUUAGGAACCUGAGCAAUCUCGAGCAAUCUGACCUGGCCAUUGUAAUUGAUCAGAGUACCACCCUUAACGUCGGCUCUAGUUUUGUCUGUCAGCUCCAUGAUGUACUCUGCCCCCGUCUCAACCAUGUGGUUCAAAAUCUUGGUGUCGACGGUAGCACCGAGGUUGUCACCAUUGGAAACAAACAAGAUCUCUUUGCCUUGCUCCAGUAAAACAUCCAGCUCACCAGAGGAGACCAGAGACUCAAACAAGUCGCCGUGUCCUGGCGGGUACCAGGCGUCCAACUUGUCGUCGUAAGAUUGAGGAACAGGCAAAAGAGAGUCCUUGAACACUCUAGGGUAUCUGGACUGGUUGAAGGUUCUGAUCCGGAUACGGUGACCUUGGUACUUUCUGACAAUGAUCUGGGUGUCAUCGUUGGUAUUGAACGAAUUCAUCAGCAGCAAUGGCACGUCGGUGUCAUAGGUUUUGUUGAGGUGCUCGAUCUGGCGAACAGACAGAUCCAGGAACGACUGGCCAUCUCUCACCUCAAUGACAGACUUGGGACCCACACAACCCAUUGAGGUACCCAGACCUCCGUUCAGCUUCAACACCGCCAAUUUCGAAAGGUUGCUAUUGUCUCCAUUCUGCAAGCUGGAGUAGGCAACAACCUCGUCAGGGGUAGGCGAGCGGAUCUGGUUCCAGUCCAGGGUCGUCCCUGAGGCCUUGUCUGCAAGGUAGCGUCUGAACAGGGAGAAGAACGAAUCCAUCUCGACCUCGAACUUGGCCCUGACCUCGGGAUCUUCCACGGCGUCGAUCAUCUUGUUGAGGGAGUUCCUCAUUUGAGACGCAGCAACGCUGGUACUGGUGUUUUCAAAAGCGUAGGUGCUCUGGGACUUGGCGUGCUUACUCAUGGUAGAUGAAUGAGGACGUCACAGCGAU
Molecule: messenger RNA, 3830 nt
Organism: Ogataea polymorpha
Lineage: Eukaryota; Fungi; Ascomycota; Pichiomycetes; Pichiales; Pichiaceae
Exons: 3
Coding region: 1-2229 (742 amino acids)
Biological process (GO): maturation of SSU-rRNA from tricistronic rRNA transcript (SSU-rRNA, 5.8S rRNA, LSU-rRNA)
Cellular component (GO): 90S preribosome; nucleolus
Source: RefSeq, a predicted model, not a curated record